CUUCGAAUGCGGCCUAGGGCACGGGCCUUCGACUUCCCGGCGACCCUCCCUGGGCCUCCGCCCGGCUCGCAGAGACCUCUUCGACCUCGCCCCAGAGACAACGUCGCCCGGACUCCGACCCUCCCGCUCCAGGCCAAGUCCGAGGCCCCGGCGACCCCUUAAGUUGGGGCUUAACCGUCUAACCCUUUGGCUGGAGCCCACCAGCCGUCGCCAUGGCAUGCAGUUUGCAGAAGCUAUUUGCUGUGGAAGAGGAGUUUGAAGACGAGGAUUUCUUGUCUGCUGUGGAGGACGCAGAGAACCAGUUUGCAGGCUCACGGCCUAUGAAUGCUGGAUGCCUCAGGCCUGUGUCUUCUAGGCCACAAGAGACCGUGCAGGCACAAUCUUCCAGGCAUCUGCCGUCAGGCCCCACUGCUCCUUCAGAGGCUUCGGGCCUACCAGCCCUGGGACUCCGCCUUCCUACCUCCAGCAUGCUCAGGGCUGCCAGGUGUCCACCUUCCACAGGAACCACCUCCCUAAAGCCUAUCUCGACUUCCAGCAGAACAGUGAUGCUGACAGAGGUGCUCAGAGAGCCAGCAAGACCCCUGUCCUCCCACCCCCUGCUCACCUUCGAGAGCCAACAGCAGGAGAUUGGUGGCUUUGAGGGACCUGAACAAGAUGAAUUUGAUAAGGUCCUGGCAAGCAUGGAGCUGGAAGGGCCUGGCAUGGAGCUGGAACUUGGAGUUGGCAGUGAAGCCACAGGAAUCCUGCCCACCUUACAGCGGGAAGACUCAAUAUUGGCUAAAAAGGCUCGGGUAGCUGAUCUGAGCAGAUCUUGCCAAAAGGAGCCCAUGCCUGCCCCCCACAUAACUAGUGUCACGUCAGUUCCUGAACAGAAUCAGCCUCCAGAUUCUGUUGGCCACUGUAGGACUCCACAGCCCCAUUUGAGACCUGGUGCCACGGGUAACCUUCCUAUUCCAACUGCCUCAGCAGUUCCCGCUCAACAACCCCAAUGGGAAGUCUCUCCCAAAGGUCCCCCUCUUCGAGCACUUCAGCCUCUCCAAGCUACUGGCAGGCCUAUUCAGAGAACUCAAAAUCAUGGCCCCAGUCAGCCACUCCAAUCUCCAAAUGCCUGCUUGAGUGGCAAAUCUCAUUUCCACGGACCACGAACUCCCAACUCAAACUGUUCUACUCCUUCAAGGACUGUCUCUGGAUUUUUCCCUCGGGGACCUUUACAGCCCCGAGCUCCAAUGUCUUCUGUCGAGUCGCCUAUCAUGACCCCAAAGGGCCCCCAUUCCUCUCUGGUUCCCCAAGCAGCUCUGCAGACACCCAUAGUCACCAACCACCUGGUGCAGCUGGUCACUGCUGCCAACCGGACACCGAACCAGCCCGCUCGAACUGCCACCCAAGCCAAAACACGCCGCUUCCCGGGCCCAGCAGGGAUCCUUCCUCACCAGCACAGUGGGAAAAAUCUGGAGGAGAUCAUGGUUUCCACGCCCCAGACUCCGACUCAUGGUGCUCUGGCUAAAUUCCAGACAGAGAUUGUUACAAGUUCCCAGGCAUUGGUGGAGGAGGAUUUUGGGCGAGGCCCUUGGCUGACCAUGAAAUCUGCUCUGGGCCUGGAUGAGAGAGACCCCACCUGCUUCCUCUCUACCUACAGCAUUGUCAUGGUGCUGCGGAAGCAGGCAGCGCUGAAGCAGCUUCCCAGGAACAAGGUCCCCAACAUGGCAGUGAUGAUCAAGUCCCUGACUCGGAGUGCAAUGGACGCCAGUGCGGUUUUCAAGGACCCCACGGGAGAGAUGCAGGGCACGGUGCAUAGGUUGCUGCUCGAGACGCGCCAGAAUGAGCUGAAGCCUGGCUCAGUGCUGCUGCUAAAGCAGAUUGGAGUGUUUUCUCCUUCACUCCGAAACCACUACCUCAACGUGACGCCCAACAACCUGGUCCAUAUUUACAGCCCAGAUUCUGGGGACGGGAACGUCUUCAAGCCAUGUCAGCCCUUCCCCAAGGAUUCAGGAAGCUUCCAUGGCAGCCUCCAGCAUGAGACUGGGAAGCCUGAGAAAGGCCCCAGAACAGCACAGAACCCAGAGGCAGGAGCAUCUCCUGCAGAAGAACUCCCAGAAGCAGAUGACCUGGAUGGACUCCUGAGUGAGCUCCCUGAGGACUUCUUCUGCGGGGUCAGCAGCUGGGACCGCCCCAAGGCAGGGCACCCGCCAUGAGCAGGCAGCCUCUGAGCCCCCAAGUGUGUGAUCAUGCCCAAGGGAGAGGAGGACCAACGUGACUGGAGAAUAGGCAAAGCUCUGGCCUGCUGUGGCUGCCUGCGCCCUGGACGCUUUCCUUGAAAGCAGCCUUGUCCCUCGGAGUCUGCACUGCCGUCACUUUGGAUCAUGUUUGGCACACCAGAAUUCAGCCCAGGACUGGCUCUCCUGCCCUGUUGUCGUCUAAGCCCCGGGGUGCAUUGUUCCUUCGCCUGUAACAGGGAAGGUGUGUCACUCUCUCAUCUCAGCUUGACCUUAGAGGAUGUUGGGCCUGGUUCCUUUACUCCCUAGUUCCUGGACAGCUGAGGGUCCUAGAAGAGCCACACCACAGCAGUGGUAACCUGUUCCCCUGGACAGGGAAGGGACACACUCAAGACUUGCCUCUGCUUUGUCUCUUGUGGCCUGUAGCUGCCCAGCUCAGCUGUAUCCAAGGUUCCCAAGUGCAGGGGCAGGGGAGUGGCUGUGGUACUUUGUUCUGAAAUAAAGCAGCCACUCGCUUCACUGCCUCCCUCUCCUUUUCACCCUCUCUGCUGCUUAUCCUGUUUGCCCUGCCAGUGGUGCUUUGACCAGGGCAGGGCCAAGCUACUCACUCUCAUUCAUUCUCUCUCUCUCUGUCUGUCUGUCUCUCUCUCCCUCCCCGCUUCCCCUUUCUCUUUCAACUUUUCCUUUUAGACAGUUUUAGAUUUACAGAAUUAUUACGAAGCUAUUACAGAGAGUUCCCAUAAUACCCCACAUUCGGCUUUCGCUAUUAUUACCAUCUUACGUCAGUAUGGAAGCUUUGUCACACUUAGAGAACCUGUACUGAUACAUUAAUAUUAACUGAACACCAUACUUUAUUCAGAUUUACUCAGUUUCCCCCCGAUGUCCUUUCUCUGUUCCAGGAUCCCAUGUUCCAUUUAGUCAUCGUGUCUCUUUAGGCUCCUCUUGGCUGUGGCCAUGUGCCAGACUUUCCUUGUGUUUUAUGACCUUGGCAACUUUGAGGAGUACGGCUCAGGCAUGUUGUAGGAUGCCCCUCUAUUGGAAUCUGUCUGAUGUUUUUCAUGAUUAUGUGUUUUGGGAGGAAGGCCACAGAGGUAAGGUGCUAUCGACAUGACACUGAUGAUCUUGACCAUCUGGCUGAGGUCGGGUUGUCAGGUUCUUCCACUGUAAAGUUACUCUUUUUCCCCUCCCUUUCCCUACUGUCCUCUUUGUACGGAAGUCACUGUGUGUAGCCCACACGUAAGGCAUGAGGAGCUAUGUUCCACCUCCUGAAGGGCAGAAUAUCCACGUAAAUUAUUUAGAAUUCUUCUGCAUGGGAGAUUGGUCUGUUCUCCCUCGUUUUUUUAAAUUCAAUCAUUCAUUUAUGUCAGUAUGGACUCGGGUAUUUAUUUUAUGCUUUGGGUUCUAAUCCAAUACUCCUUUAUUUAUUUUGAUGCCAAGCGACACCUGUCGCUUCUCUGUACCACCGUUCAAACCACAGUUGGACAAGGGGCAUG
Rhinolophus ferrumequinum (greater horseshoe bat) is the source of this 3706-nucleotide messenger RNA. It is a transcript of the gene HROB, whose product is annotated as homologous recombination factor with OB-fold. The record is from RefSeq and is a predicted model, not a curated record. The transcript is spliced from 10 exons. Lineage: Eukaryota; Metazoa; Chordata; Mammalia; Chiroptera; Rhinolophidae. The coding region runs from base 213 to 2192 and encodes 659 amino acids. Gene Ontology annotation, biological process: recombinational repair.